AUGAUGAUGAUCAAGGAAGUCGUCCGGGACGCGUGCGAAGAAGGCGGGUACGCGCUGAGAAGACGGAAUUCUUCUUUGGGGGUGAACGAAUGUACGACGACGGAAACGACGAAAGGAGGAAGAGGAGAAGGAAGCUCGUCGUACGGAGUGUCGUUGGAGGAACAGAUUCUCAUCCUCUCGACGUCGUCCUCAGAAAUUAAAUUUGACGUCGACGACUUCUUGCGACGGUUGGUGCACGAAGUGAAAGAAUACGCGCGACCACCGACGUCGAAUUUCCACGUCGGCGCGGCGUGUUUGACGAAUCGCGGGAAUAUUUUCUUAGGCGUGAACGUAGAGGUGGAAAAGUGCGCUUUGAAUAGGUCCGUGCACGCGGAGCAGUGCAUGAUUACGAACGCCAUGGUUGGAAUCAGGAACGCGGAGUUGGAAGAAUACAGGAGGAAAGAGAAGAUGAAAGGAGGCAAGAAGACGAAAGAAGAAAGAGAAAAGGAAAGGAGGAAAGAGCACGAGAGGAACAACAACAACAACAACAACAACGAGAGUAACGAGGAGGAGGAAAAAGAGAAGAUUGUAAAAAUUGCCAUAACACACGCGCCGUGCGGACAUUGUCGACAGUUUAUGAACGAACUGAGAGACGCGAAGGAUAUUCAGAUUUUAUUGCCCGGCAUGGCAGCGAUGAGAUUGGAGGAGUUGUUACCGAAAGCGUUCGGACCGUUGGAUUUAGAAGUACCGGGAGACGAAGAACAUCGAGAGGAGAGGAUAAAACGGAGGAAAAGUGAAGGCAGCGAUGCAAUAGUUGUGGACGAGGAAAAAGUGCACGUUAGGACGCUGUUGUUGGAUGGAUGUCCGCCGAACCCGCGAGAUCGGGACGGACUCGGAACCAUGGAGAAGUUUUGUAAAUUGCUGAGAGAAGCGUUGGAAGAUGGAAGGAUCCGUUUUGGGCAAUUCAGUUUUGGGAAUCUUGAGGAAGAAGAAAGAAUUUUUGCAGCAAUGGAGGAGUUGGCGCAUACAAUGGCGCAUUCAUACGCGCCAUAUACGGAUAGUCCAUGCGCUAUAGCCAUACCGUUGGAAUACCAGCGCUCGUUGGAAGAACGCUGGAAGACCGGUGAUAAACGAUCCGGGAUGAGGUUUUAUUUUGGUGCGAGCGUGGAGUGUGCAGCGUAUAACCCAUCGAUGACGCCAAUGCACGCGAUGCAAGUCGCACUUCACUGCACUCCAUUUCGACCUUCUUCGUAUAAAAAAUCGUCGCCUGAAUACGGGCACAUUGGAACCAGACCACUCUUUUGGAGUCAAAGGCGAUGCCCAAUAUCAAUAUACGUGUUCGGUUUUCGAGACGCAAAGAUUUCGUACGCGGAAACUUUGAAGAAGGAAUUCGAGGAUAUCGCGAGAAGAAACGAUACAGAUUAUGCGCCACAGUUUAUUGUGAAAGAAAUUUUGUUCGACAGACACAUGUUCAGCGUGGAAGACCCCCAAGAUGUGAUAGUUAGGGAAUAUGAGAGAAUCAGGUCAAUGUUUGUGGAAGUACUUGAUUGGUAUAGUCUAUGA
Messenger RNA from Bathycoccus prasinos, 1542 nucleotides. RefSeq names its product cytidine deaminase. Gene Ontology annotation, cellular component: cytosol. The coding region runs from base 1 to 1542 and encodes 513 amino acids. Gene Ontology annotation, molecular function: zinc ion binding; cytidine deaminase activity. The record is from RefSeq and is a predicted model, not a curated record. The transcript has a single exon. Lineage: Eukaryota; Viridiplantae; Chlorophyta; Mamiellophyceae; Mamiellales; Bathycoccaceae.